Messenger RNA from Klebsormidium nitens, 1768 nucleotides. The record is from the annotation of a GenBank genome assembly. NCBI's taxonomy places the organism in Eukaryota, Viridiplantae, Streptophyta, Klebsormidiophyceae, Klebsormidiales, Klebsormidiaceae.
AUGUUGUGCGAGUGGUCCUGGACUGUGGCUUCAUCGCCUUCUGUUCAAACGUCCAGACCAGGGCUCGUAUUGCACACAAGUUUUCAGACGAGAUGCAAGCGGACCAAGCCGGUUGACGUCGAGUUUGCACCGACCAAGGCAGAGCAGGCAGAGAGGUCCUCUCCCUCUAGAAGACCUGGAGCCUGUCUCUCUUCUGAGGCCAUCACCAUGACGUCCGUUCUGCAAGCUAGACUUGGCUCCCUAUGCCAAUGCACAGCCCCAACCUUUUCACACCACACACAAGGCAUCCGCUCUGCCCAUUCUGUCAGCUCCCUUAACCCCAUUCGCUGGCCAGAGCUUCAGACAAGCAGGCUCCAGCGGCAAAUAUGUUUUGGGGCGGCAGAUGGUAGUCCCAGGGGGGUUGCAGUGCAAACUAGAGCGGGGAAAAACCGGCCAGGUCCUGCAGAGCGGCGAAGAAAAGAGGCCACAGGAAAAGCCCCCCCAAGAAAGCAACGAACGCGGGCGGAGGAAUUGAUGGAAGAGGCUGAAUCCCAGGAGCUCUCAGAGGAGGAGUUCAACGCGAUGCUCGACGAGCUCGAUGCAGAACUAGAGGAGGACCUAAAAGCGGGGCGGAUCAAGGAGGUCGGGGGGGUGUUGAUCGAAGUCGACGCAGACGAGGGGGGCUCCCCGGCGGCGGAGCUCGGGGCUUCGGUUGAGGACGAGGAAGAAUGGAAGCAAAGAGUGGUAGCAGAAAUCAAGCGGUGGGCGGAGGAAGAAGCCGAGGGGGGGGAGGCACUAGAGGAGGGGGAAGACUUUGAGGAAGGGGACGAGUUUGAGGAAGAUUUCGACGAGUUUGACGAGUUUGAAGAGGGCGAGUUUGACGAGGAGGAAUUUGAAGCCGCAGAUGUUGAGGGUGAAGAGUCUGGAAAUGCAGAGAGCAGCAACGAACAAAAGAACGGAGCUUCGGAAUUGGAAUCAGCCAAAGCAGCGCCCCCGAGCGAGUUUCUGAUCAGCGGUGAUCUGGGCUCACAAGAAUCGCCGGCGACCGAGACUGAAGCGACGGAAGGCGAACUAGUAUCGGAAGAAAAAGCGGAGACGCCCGAGGAGGCGGAGGAGCGCGCAGCCAUGGCACUGGCCCUAUCAGAGAUCACCACGUGGCAGGAGCGCAAGCUCCGGUGGGCGCUCGAAAAGUCGGAACAUCGGCGGCACAAACUGGAGAUCAAGAACAUCGUCUCCGACACCAAGCUCCCCCGAAAGGUCGUCCUGGCGUGGCUCAAGAUCCACAUCAAGGAGCCCCCCCGGCCGCUCGAGUCCGCGGUGCCCAAGAAAAGCGCGCCUGCGGACGCCGUGGCAGAGGGGGAUGGAGAGGAGGAAGAGCUGCGUGGCCCCAGCAAGAAGCGCAUCAAAAAGGUCAACCUGGAGACGUUCGAGAAGGUCUAUCGAAUCGCGCCGCAGCCGUCGAGGGAGCAGAUUCAGGACCUUGUCAAGUUGACGCAUAUACCGUACAAGACAGUCGUUGAAUGGUUCGACAAGCGGAAUGGGUUUACGGCUUCUACAAGUGGCGACGUACGGCAGCAAAGGAAAGAUGAGCGGAAGAAACGUGGGGCUCGAGAUGACGGGGACGAGUUGGCCCCAUUGACAAUGAUCGAGCCUGAGAAUGACGGUGUCAGCAUACGGCCUUGAUAUACAAGGAUUCCGCCUUGUUCUAGGUCUCUUCCUGCAUUUAUGCUUGCCAGAUAUGAGGCUGCUACAUCUGCAAAGGCAGCUUCCGUGACUGCCACACCGCUGA